CGUACGUCAGACAAGAAGUUGCUAUCUACAGUUACAUAAAUAACGGCAUUGGCAUCCGCGUGUGGUUUUAGAUGUUUUUCACUAGCUAAAUAAGUAUACUUUGUUGUAUACAGCCAUCUGGCUUGUUGAAAAAAUGGAAAGCUUAGCAGUACCAGCUAGCAAGUUAAAGGUUGCGCCACAUUAGCCAUCAAGCUACCUUGCUAGCUACUUUGACAACACGGUGCUUUUAGGCUUAGGACCUUAGAGCUAGCUGGAUACUAUGUCUUGUUUAACGACACCACACGUCGCACGAAUCAUUAGGCUAUAGGAAUGAACAUUAUUAGAUCAGUGCUUCAAGUGACAACUCGGAGACGAUUCUGUAGACAAAUAUCUAUUAGCAUGAUCAGGAGAACUCAGAUUAAGAAAGUGCUUUGUGUUGCUGAGAAAAACGAUGCAGCCAAAGGUAUUGCCGAGUUAAUGUCCAACGGGAGAUCAAGGAGGAGAGAGGGGCUCUCGGUCUACAACAAAAUAUACGAGUAUGAAUAUAAUCUGUUUGGACAAAAUGUUACCAUAUGCAUGACUUCUGUGUCAGGACAUCUUUUAGCUCUUGAAUUCAAAGCACAUUUUCAGAAAUGGCACAGCUGUAAUCCAGUCAUGUUGUUUGAUGCAGAGGUAGAAAAGUAUUGUCCUGACAACUUUGUGCAAAUUAAGAGGACCUUGGAGAGAGAGGUCAGACAGUGCCAAGCUCUGGUCAUCUGGACUGACUGUGACAGAGAGGGGGAAAACAUAGGUUACGAGAUCAUUGAUGUCUGCAAAGAUGUUAAGCCAAACAUCCAGGUAUUCCGUGCUCGGUUCUCAGAGAUUACCCCCAACUCCAUUAGAAGAGCCUGUGAGUCUCUGACUGAGCCAGACAUUAAUGUCAGUGAUGCUGUGGAGGUGAGGCAGGAGCUUGAUCUCCGCAUUGGAGCGGCAUUUACAAGGUUCCAGACUUUACGACUACAAAAGAUCUUUCCAGGCUCUCUGUCUAAUCAGCUCAUUAGCUAUGGGAGUUGUCAGUUUCCUACCCUUGGCUUUGUGGUAGAGAGAUUCAAAGCCAUUCAGGCCUUCAUCCCUGAGACCUUCUUUAAAAUUAAAGUGGUUCACGAGCCUAGUGAAGAGGAAUCAGUGGAGUUCGGCUGGAAAAGGCAUCGCCUGUUUAACCACACUGCAUGUCUUGUGCUCUACCAGAUGUGCAUGGAGAAUCCCAUGGCAACAGUGAUAUCUGUGACAACUAAACCAAAAAGCAAAUGGCGACCAUUACCCCUCGAUACUGUGGAACUUGAGAAACUGGCCUCAAGGAAACUGAAGAUUGGUGCUAAAGAGACAAUGAAAAUAGCCGAGAAGCUCUACACACAAGGGUUUAUCAGUUAUCCUCGUACUGAGACCAAUAUGUUUCCAAAAAACCUGAACUUGGUUCCACUUGUUGAGCAGCAGAGGCAGGACAACGAAUGGGGGCCUUUUGCUCGACGUAUUCUAGAGAGCGGUGGGCCCACACCUCGAAAUGGAAACAAAUCAGACCAAGCCCAUCCUCCCAUUCACCCCUCUAAAUACACAAAUAAUCUUCAGGGAAAUGAAAGACGGCUGUACGAGUUUAUUGUUCGUCACUUCUUGGCCUGUUGCUCCAAGGAUGCAGAGGGCCAGGAGAUGACUGUGGAAAUUGACAUUGCUAAAGAGAGGUUUUCUGCAAGUGGACUCACGAUUAUUGCAAGGAACUAUCUUGAAGUUUACCCAUAUGACAAGUGGUACAAUAAGGUUAUUCCAUUAUAUGCACCUGAUACAACAUUCCAACCUACAGCAAUUGAGAUGGUGGAAGGACAGACCAGCCCUCCACAGCUUCUGACAGAGGCUGAUUUGAUUUCGCUAAUGGAGAAGCAUGGAAUUGGCACAGAUGCCACACAUGCAGAACACAUCGAGACCAUCAAGAGCCGCAUGUAUGUGGGGCUGACGACAGAUCAGAGGUUCCUUCCUGGAGAGCUUGGGAUGGGCCUUGUUGAGGGGUACAAUUCUAUGGGUUAUGAGAUGUCUAAACCAGACCUGAGGGCAGAACUGGAGGCAGACUUGAAGCUUGUGUCAGAGGGCCGGAAGGACAAAGCAUCUGUUCUCAGACACCAUGUGGCAAAAUACAAGGCUGUUUUCAUUGAGUCUGUCAAGAAGGCAAAGAAAUUGGAUGAGGCUCUGUCCAGUUAUUUGGGUGAGGCUCAAGAGUUUACGGAACAAGAGGAACAGGAGCUAGAGAUGCCUCUACCAGUGAGGAAGUGUCUGCAGUGUAGCCGAGACAUGGUUUUGAAGAAGAAGAAGGACAACACAGGGAAGUUUCUGUCAUGUUUGGGCUACCCAGCCUGUAAGGCAGUAGUGUGGUUUCCAGAUGUAGUGCUCGAGGUCAGCAGAGAUGACAGCAUUUGUCCAACUUGCCGCCCACACCCUGUCCACAUGCUGAGGUUUAAGUUCAAGAGGGGGAGUCUCCCUCCAGGGAUGCCUCUAGAGUUUGUUGGAUGUAUUGGUGGCUGUGAUGACACUUUGAGAGAGGUCCUGAAUUUGAAGUAUCUACAUGGAGGAGGAGAGUCCCGCACUCAGGUUAAUUGCAGUUCAGCCUUCUCUCAAUCUAAUCAUCCAAGACCCAAUCCAGUGCUUCAGUCUAGGCCAGAUAACAGACCUUCAUCUCCACGGCCCAGAGCAGUCAGCAGCAGACUCCCCCCACCCACCUCGGCAGCAACAUGGUUAUCACACUUACCAUCCUGCACCCAAAACGAUGCUGUUGUGUGUAACUGUGGCCAGGACGCGCUUCUCCUCACGGUUCGUAAAGAGGGUCCCAACCAAGGCCGUCAGUUCUACAAGUGCAGCACGGGGGGCUGUAAAUUCUUCCUGUGGGCCGAUCAGCCCAAUGACCAGCACGGGCCAGCAGGGAGCAGAGGUCAUGGGUUGCCGCCUCCCAGACCUUCACUUGGCCUUGGAAGUGCACCUCAGCACAGGCCUGGUAACAGAGGAUCAGGCAUAGAUGGGGGAGAGACCAUGUGCCACUGUAAUGAACCCGCCGUCACAAGGACGGUCAUGAAAGAUGGGCCAAACAAGGGCAGAAUGUUCCACACCUGUGGCAAACCGCGUGACCAGCAGUGCGGCUUCUUCCAAUGGGUGGACGAGAAUGUGGCUCCAGCUACUGUAGGAAGUUCUCAUGAACACAGCAAAAAGUGGGCUGGUGGUACGAAGACUGGAGCCUCCUCAAGCAAAGCUGCUGCUCCCAAAAGGCAGAGGACUUGUGGAAUUUGCCAUCAGCCUGGCCACACGUGCACCACCUGUCCCCAGGGCCGGUGACACAACCACUGCUCGAGCUUCUUGUUGCAUUUAUAGCAGCAGUCUCCUGAAUCUGGUUUUUGUAAUUUGUAUGAUCAUUUUUGUCUCAAAGGUAUUAAUACUAUUACAGAAUAAAAGGUAACAUUUUAUAAAUUUA
Electrophorus electricus (electric eel) is the source of this 3463-nucleotide messenger RNA. RefSeq names its product DNA topoisomerase III alpha (gene top3a). Gene Ontology annotation, molecular function: zinc ion binding; DNA topoisomerase type I (single strand cut, ATP-independent) activity; DNA binding. Gene Ontology annotation, biological process: DNA topological change; DNA repair; DNA recombination. The record is from RefSeq and is a predicted model, not a curated record. Lineage: Eukaryota; Metazoa; Chordata; Actinopteri; Gymnotiformes; Gymnotidae. Gene Ontology annotation, cellular component: chromosome; RecQ family helicase-topoisomerase III complex; nucleus.